Dentiscutata heterogama is the source of this 295-nucleotide messenger RNA. NCBI's taxonomy places the organism in Eukaryota, Fungi, Glomeromycota, Glomeromycetes, Diversisporales, Gigasporaceae. The record is from the annotation of a GenBank genome assembly.
AAAUACUGGGCGUGCAUCUAAAACAGAUUCAAGAGUUUUUUUAGAUCUUGCUAUAACAUUUCCAAUUAAACAAUUUUUAGUGCAAUAUGGAACAAUUCACGAAUUUCUUUCUCCAUUACGGCAUCAAGAUGAUUCUGGCAUUUUUAUUUAUCAUCCGACUAGUCAAACCUACGUUUCAGUUUAUAAUGAAUAUAAAAAAAACUUUUAUCUUACACAUAAUGAAUCUGACCAAAUAAUCUCAUAUUUUACGUUUAGAAAAUUAUGGUAUGAGAUAGCUCCUAAUAUUCGAUUUUAG